Nothobranchius furzeri (turquoise killifish) is the source of this 3415-nucleotide messenger RNA. RefSeq names its product phosphatidylinositol-specific phospholipase C, X domain containing 3 (gene plcxd3). Gene Ontology annotation, cellular component: synapse. Lineage: Eukaryota; Metazoa; Chordata; Actinopteri; Cyprinodontiformes; Nothobranchiidae. Gene Ontology annotation, biological process: lipid metabolic process. Gene Ontology annotation, molecular function: phosphoric diester hydrolase activity. The record is from RefSeq and is a predicted model, not a curated record.
UCGAAGCUCUGCUGCUCAGUAAGGGGGUGUGGACACGCUAAUGUGUGUAAGAGAGGGAGAAGGAGAGGUUCUCUGUGCAUGUGUGCGCGCGCGCGCGCAUGUGUGUGUGUGUGUGUGGAUAGAGUGGCAGAGAGCGCGCGCCCCGGCUUGGCGCAGACACCGGUCCGGGAGAACGGAGCAUCGUGCAGAGUGGCAGCAUGGCUUCGUCUCACGGGAGAAGCGACCUGCGCUUUGCGGACUGGAUGGCAAGUUUACCGCAGAGCAUGCACAGUGUCCCGCUCACCAACAUGGCCAUUCCCGGUUCCCACGAUUCCUUCAGCUUCUACAUUGAUGAGGCGUCUCCGGUGGGGCCCGAGCAGCCAGAGACGGUGCAGAACUUUGUGUCCGUGUUUGGCACGGUAGCCAAGAAGCUCAUGAGAAAGUGGCUGGCUACACAGACGAUGAACUUCAACAGCCAACUAGAGGCUGGGAUCCGCUUCUUUGACCUGCGCAUCUCCACCAAGCCCCGCGACCCUGACAACGAGCUGUACUUUGCCCACGGACUCUUCAGUGCCACGGUACGAGAAGGUCUCGAGCAGAUCAGUACUUUCCUCUCAUCGCACGCCAAAGAGGUUGUUUUCCUGGACUUCAACCACUUCUACGGCGUGCAGAACCAGCACCAUGAAAAACUGGUGGCCAUGUUGCAAGAAGUGUUUGGAGAAAAACUCUGCCCGGCUGUUUUUGCACAUGAGGUGUCUCUGAAGUACCUGUGGGAGAAGGAGUACCAGGUGCUCGUCUUCUAUCAUCACCCUAUGGCGCUGGAGGUGCCCUUCCUGUGGCCAGGCCAGAUGAUGCCAUCUCCGUGGGCCAACACCACCGACCCAGAGAAGCUGGUUCAGUUUCUGCAGGCAUCUGUAACCGAUCGCAGGAGGAAGGGGACAUUCUUCGUCUCCCAGGUGGUUCUGACGCCAAAGGCGAGCACUGUGAUGAAGGGCGUGGCAAGUGGAUUGAGGGAGACAAUUACAGAAAGGGCGCUGCCGGGCAUGAUGCAGUGGAUCCGAUCACAGCGACCUGGAGAAAGCGGCAUCAACAUCAUCACCGCAGAUUUCGUCGAGCUCGGAGAAUUCAUCAGCGCCGUCAUCAGCCUCAACUACCAUCACCUGGAAGACGACGACGACGACGCAACCUGAACGCCCACACGGGGGCGUCAGAGGGCGCGGCCUCCACCUCGAGUAGGAGUACUCGGGUCUGUGCUCUCACCAUUAUCUCUUUGGCGUUUAUUUCAGGUGGGAAGCUGCACCGCUCCUUUCACUUUAUUUAGGGCUAUAGUGGACAGAAGGAUGGCGAGAAGCGAGGAGUUGAAGCUGGUUAAAAUUGAUUGUUUGGUUGGAGCUCUACGGGAAGGAGUUUGGUUUGUUUCCUGUUUCGGGGAUCAGAAUCUUUGACAUUUCUGUUGUUUUUCCAGGUUUGCUGUAAAAAAGAAAUCCUGCUUUCCUCUCUGAUCAGAUGCACCAUUUCCUGGCUCUGUUAAACACAGAUUCCUGUAGGGCGUAGUAACUCUCUGCUAAUUGUACUUUUACAUAAGUCUUGAUAUUAUAGUGACAGUAACAGUUUGUUAGAGGAUGUUUAAGUAAAUAUAUGUAAUUGAAACUGUUGGCUGGUGUAAGUAGCUAGCUUUCGUAUGUCCAGUUUGGAAAAUCAGUCCGCGUGGAGUCUUUUUAUUUUCCAGAAGGUAUACACCCAUGCAGGCGCGUUCCACACAGGAAAAAAAUCACCCCGAGCAGCUUUAGUGUUUAAAAUCUGUUGUUUCGAUGUUUUCAUUCCUACGACGACGAAAAAUAACUACUUCCAUUUUUUUCUGUCCCUGUAGCAUUAAUCUCCAGUUACUUCUUUCACUCUGUAACUGAAGUCCGAUUGCAGCCAAGACAUUUAUCAGGCAGUUCCGGAUGAAAACUGUAGGUUGAUUGAUUCAAACCAACGAUUCCAAGCCGCAGAGGAAGAGCAAGCCAGAUUGCAUUUUGGCCAGAUGGGGGGGAAAGCACCAAUCAUGUUGUUAUAGACGUAUUUUAUCCAGCUGCACUUCAUAAUUGUCACUUUUAUGGCGUGUUUGAAAAUAUAUGACAAGCAUCAACUCUCACUGCAGGAAAGGCACUAAAUGCAGCCAGCCAUUUCUAAUGGUUAGCAUGAAACAUUCAUUGCGGUACGUUGUGGUUUCUGAGUCGUGACAGAAGAAUGAGAAAAUGCAUCAUAUUUGGGUAUGACAGUGUCUGUCUUCUCCUUUCGCUGCUAGCUUGCUUUUUCUGUGUUUUAUUUUGGUGUGUCGUGCGUGUGAGUCACCAUGAGAUGCAUCACCCUCAUGGUGUCUCUCAUAACAGGUGAUAAAACUUCUCAACAGCAACUUCAUUUAAUUCAAAUGUGAGAAGGGUAAACACCACGGGUCAGCAACAGAGCUUCGAUAGGUGAGAUCAAUCUGCGGCGCUUACUUUAAUAGAGGUCAUUAUGCUAAGUGCAGCACAUGUCUGCACUCUAUUGCUUUUGUCAUAUUUGGUGUAUUUGUUUUAUACUCUGACGUGUUUAAUUCAAGAUCAAAAAGCUUGUAAAAACAGAAAAAAUGUGCAUUUUUGCAUAUUAUGCACAAAUAAAACCCUCCUUGGUGUCAAGUAUCCACCACACCUUAUGAUCAAUGUGGCAUUUUCUUUAGAGAAUGUAAUUUGCCAGGAUGUUGUGGUCAAGUUUAGUAUUGUAAAGUAAAAAAGAAAACGAAAAAAAAAUAGGUGAAUGUAUGUGUUUUGUGGGUAACAGUGCCAUUUCUAUGAGUCUUAUCUGAGCGACUGAGUUUCAGCCUGAAAGUCAUGUUUAUAUUAUAAGCUCCAACGGUCUCACUUCUGCGUGGUUCCACGUCAUGUCAGAAGUUUCGUAUCGUAGAAGGGUUUCUGCGAUUAAAAAUAUUGCACUGCCAACAGUUUGUAAAUUAUUUAAAGUCAUUAAGAUUCUCAUGACUUGUACCUGCAGUGAGCUGACAGACUCCACCUAUUUUUCUGAUGUGUUUGUACUCUUCACUUUGGUGCAUGAAAGAAAAGCUUCUGCAAACUGCAGUACACCAAUAGGAUCCAUGAGGAUUGCUGUUAUUUACUGUCUCUAAACAGCAUGUGUGCAUCUAAAAAAUGAAAAAAAAAAUGUCCUCCCUUUAAGACAAAAAGUAUUUGUUUUUCACUUGUUGCACUGGCACAACCCCACCAUACCACACAGAUAAGAGCAUUGUGUUGUAAGGACGUUUGUCUCUUCCUUGGUCCAAACUGUUGUCAUUGUGCUCAUUUUCAGAUGUGGGGGAAAAGGGUCCUUUGCUGUUGUAACACUCAACACCAUUUAGCUGAAAUUGAAGUGACUCUGUUCUAAGUGGAAAAUGGCCAAACAAAUAAAGCUUCUAUGCCUUUGA